GCCAUGGUGACCGGGCGCGUCCGUGUGACGCGGCAGCGGAAGGGGCGCCUGCGGCCUAGCCCCGUCUUCGAGCCCGUGGCGGGAGGAGAACCGGUGGUGUCGUCGGGCCCGGAACAGGAGGUAACGGGGUCUGAAGUGGAGCCAUGCCUCUGUUUGGGAACGUCUUUAGUCCGAAGAAAACACCGCCCAGAAAGUCGGCUUCUCUUUCCAGUUUACACACGCUGGAUCGUGUGACCCGGGAGGUUGAACUGGGCCUGGAACCUGGUGCUCCUAUGAUGAAUAUUGGAGGACAGAGCCUGAAGUUUGACAAUGGACAGUGGGUAUCAGAGUCUAUGCAUGAUGGUGGGCCACACAAGGAGGUUCAGCGCCUGCGGAAGCGCAACCAGCAGCUGGAGGAGGAGAACAAUCUUCUGCGGCUGAAAAUUGACAUUCUGCUGGACAUGCUCUCCGAAACCACGGCAGAAUCACACCUGAUGGAGAAAGAGCUGGAGGAACUGAAAAUUCACAACCGCAAGAGGAAAUGAGGGGCUGCAAUGUGGCUGCAGACCCAAUGACAGAAGCACUUGGCUUGGGGAGAGGACAGAGGAAGGACAGCUCGUCAGCAGUAGAAAUGGGUCGCCGUGCAUGCAACAGCGUCUGGGUGUCCCCACAAAGUGGCACCAUGGUCCAAUGGCCAGAUCCUUCAACCAAUGGGGGCAGAGUGAGAGACUUUGAGAACAUCAGCAACAUUCGGUUUCACAAGCAUCUUUCAUUUAGUCAGAAACUUCCAGUAUAUGAACAGUGGUUUGUGCUUUAGGCACGAGGUACCCCACACAAUUGUAGCUCAACCUUCAUUGGCCAGCAAGCCAAUUUCAUUAAAAAGGUCUCUAGUCUAAUUUGCUAUGAAUUAACGUGUAGCAACACCUGUUGUUUAAUACAGAACCAUCUUUGCAGACAAACAGUCAUUUUACACUCUGGUGUCUGUCUAGGAAGGUUGUCCAUUGCUAUUUGCCAGAAGUUGAAAUACAUCCAUUCCCAAAUCUCUGUUGUAAAGGGGAUUGCAUGCUGACCCAGGCCUGUUCAUAUCACUAUUUUCGCCAUCAAACAGUCCACCUCAAUUUCGCCUGUUAAAUGAUGAAGAUAUAUUUUCUAUUUUUUUAUCCAUUCAUUUCAUCAAAUUUCUGCUUCUGACUUUCUAAGCUUUCUUUUGGCCCAGCCAAGCCCUUCCCUUCCACCCUACACCUGUGGGGUUUUUACAGAGGUGAUAACGAAUAAGCCCUCUGAGUACAAAUGGUGCCUUGACAAUGGGAAUAGAUGUCCCUUAUGCCUUGCUGCUGCUCUGUGCUAAAUGUUGAAGUGUGUGUUUAUGUUCCUUUGCUCCUCUGCUUGGGGUAAACCAUCUCCCAGUCACUACAUUCACCUCUUUGCCUUCCCCGUUGAAUUUCUGUAACAAUUGACAAACUUGCUGCUGUAAAGAACAGCCCUGUGUUUUCUCCUCUGUUUACUUUCUUUUGAUGCUCUUUUAUUGGUGUGGUCUGCAGAGGGUAUUUACAGUUUGGCUUUUUUUGAUUUUUGAGUUAAGGAUGGAGUAUAUGUUUUUCUGGAGCCUUUUUUCUGUGUGAUUGUAUUUAUUUCAGUUUUGAAUUAAAAUACUGCAAGUUUUAAAGCCCCCCUGUGUUGCCAGUUCGUUU
Messenger RNA from Pristis pectinata (smalltooth sawfish), 1670 nucleotides. It is a transcript of the gene cby1, whose product is annotated as chibby homolog 1 (Drosophila). The record is from RefSeq and is a predicted model, not a curated record. NCBI's taxonomy places the organism in Eukaryota, Metazoa, Chordata, Chondrichthyes, Rhinopristiformes, Pristidae. The transcript has 5 exons. Bases 144 to 524 code for a protein of 126 amino acids.